AAACCUAAUGUAAGAAAGAUUACCGAUUAAAGCUUUGUCACUUUGAAAGUGUUUUUCAAAUCUUGAUACUGAAAUUGGUUUACUGCUAUUGAAGCAUGAAUGACCACAUGGUUUAUGUUUUUUAUGGUGGAUUUUUUGUGAAAGAGACGGGAUUGGAAGCAAGACAGCUAUAUGUUGGUGGGGAAAUACUAGAUAUAAAGGUAACAGAUGUGGGCAAAAUUACCUUAAAUUACAUAGAGGCAACUGCCAAAAAGCUUUUGUUACAUAGAGAAUUAGUAAAAAUACACUAUAAGUUACCUGAAUCGAGUCUAUCACAUGGCUUAAGAUUUUUAUAUGAGGGUUCAUUUGGUGAUUUUAUUCAUUCAUUAAAGAGCAACAAGAGAAUGGAAAUUUUUAUUGAGCAUAAGAUACCUACGGCUAUGAAUGAUGAUUCAACAAAAAGUGGAGCAACGAAAAGUCAAAGAAAAGAUGAUAAUGAUAUAUUUGAUAUUACAUUAGAUGAUUGUGGUCCUAUACUGACAUGUCUAGUAAAUGCAAACACAGAGAAAGAAAUAAAGGAUAGUGAUAAGAAUGAGAAAGAAAAUGUUGGAUUGGUGUUUGGGGUAACAAACACUCAGUCCUCUUUAAUUGAAGAAAUAAAUGCCAUUCUCGGUAGUUUGGGUAAGGGCAACUGUGAGGAAAUUGAAGAUGAGGUAUUAGGAACAAUUCCUGAAGAACUUCUUAGUGGAAAAAAUAUUUUUAUUGAACAAGAGGAAGGAGAAAGAGUACCAUAUCAUGUAGAAAAUAAUUGGGAUGGUCAAAAAGCAACAGAUCAUGAAGUUGGCCAAGAAGAAGAUGCAGAAAAUAUUGAAAACAUUAUGCUACAACAUGUUGAAGAUUUAAACGUGGGAAGUGAAGAUGUAAAUCUGGAAAAUGGCGAAGAUCCAUAUUUAAUUGAUUGUGAAUGGCUAUCCGAUGAUGAUGAGGAGUUACAGGAAGCGAGGAAUGCUGUAAAAGAAUCAAAUAGAAGAAAGAUAAGAAUUGGGGAUGUUAUGGUCAAUGAACCUCCGAGACAAGCAAGUGCACUACCACCAUUUCAGAGAGACGAAGAAGAUGACACUAAUGAAAAUGAGUUAGAUUCUGAUGAUGAAUGGAGUGCAAUGAGCACAGAUGGUAGCGAUUGUGACCAUGCAGUAAGGAGAAAAAGUAGAUUCCCCGUGUUUGACUCAAAAGCUGAAAAGAUAAACAUAUGUUUAGGCAUGAUAUUUAAAGGACCAGGAGAAUUUAAAGAAGUUGUAACAAGAUUUUCAAUUCAAGAAAAAAGAGAUUUGAAGUUAGUUAGGAACACAUCUGAUCAGGUUAGAUUUAAAUGUAAGGAAAAAUUUUGCCCUUUUGUGUUGUAUGCAUCUAAAGAGAAGGCUAAUAGUGCUUUUAUGGUGAAGACAUUUAUGGAAGGACACACUUGUGGUAUUACCUCAACCAAUAGAAGAGUAACAGGUACAUGGCUUGCUCACAAUUAUUUGAAUAAGUAUCAUUGUAUAGCUGCCAUGAAAGUCACCGAUCUUAUUAAAUUAGUGAAGACAGACCUAAAAGUGGAUAUCUCAUUCACACAGAUGAGAAGAGCAAAAGUGAAAACAAUAAAGAUAGUCGAGGGUGAUGUGUUUGAAGAAUUUGGUUUAUUGUGGGAUUAUUUGGGUGAAAUAGGGAGAUCAAAUUCAGGAAACACUGUAGCAAUGGAAGUACAUAGACCUAUUCCAACCCAACUUCCAAUUUUUGAAAGAUUAUACAUAUCUUUUGAUUGUUUAAAGAAAGGUUUUCUAGGUGGAUGUCGAAAAAUAUUUGGCUUAGAUGGAUGCUAUUUAAGAGGACUUGUAAAGGGAGAAAUUUUAGCUGCUGUUGGUAGAGACGGGAACAAUCAAAUGUUUCCUAUCGCCUGGUCUGUUGUCACUAAAGAGAAUUAUGCUAAUUGGGAGUGGUUCAUCAAAAUGCUGAUAAAAGAUUUAGAUUUGAAAGAUGGAGAUGGCUGGACACUGGUAACUGAUCAACAAAAGGGUUUAUUGGAUGCAGUAGGCACUUUAUUGCCAAAAGCAGAACACAGAUGUUGUGCAAGGCAUUUACAUGCGAAUUGGCGAAAGGAACAUAAAGGAAAGCCACUACAAAAGCAAUUUUGGAUUUGUGCAAAGUCCAACAACAUGCCUGAUUUUGAACAAAACAUGAAAGAGCUGAAAAAGUUAACUCCAAAAGGGUUCGAAGCCAUUCUACGUACCCAUCCAAGGCACUGGUGUAGAGCCUACUUUAACACUGAGGUAAAGUGUGAUAUUGUAGACAACAACUUGAUUGAGAGCUUUAAUGGCCAAAUUGUAGAUGCUAGGUCAAAAAAUGUGUUGUCUAUAUUAGAGGACAUUAGAAAAUUGGUGAUGAAUAGACUUCGAAAGAACCGAGAUACUUGUGAUAAAUGGAUAUGUGAUUUUGGACCUAGAAUUAGAAAGAAACUUUAUGAAAGUUGUUUGGGUAGCACUUCAUGUCAUUUGCUAGAUAGUGGUAAUAAUGCAUUUGAGAUUGAGUACAAAGGUGAUACAUAUGCUGUGGACCUUAGAAAACGUACAUGUCCAUGUAGAGGUUGGGAUUUAACUGGUAUUCCUUGUGUUCAUGCUGUUUGUGCAAUACAACACCAAGGUAAAAAUCCUGAGGAUUUUGUUCAUAGCUACUUUGGGAAAGAAAGAUACAUGCAAGCAUACUCAUCCAUGAUGAGUCCCAUGAAUAGUAAGAAAUUUUGGAAGAAAACAGGUAAUGAUCCUCCACAGCCACCGCCUGAUCGGAGGAUGCCAGGUAGACCAGCAAAGAAGAGGAGAAUGGAAGAGCAUGAACUAAGAAAUGGACAUAAGUUGUUAAGAAAUGGGAGAAUAAUGACUUGCCAGCGAUGCUAUCAGGUUGGACACAAUAGGACAACAUGUAAGUAUGUGAAAGAAAAUAAUUCAUACCAAGCAAAUCAUCCUAACCUUCCUGAAAAAGUUGUGAAUGAGUCACAACCAAUUGAGUCUCAACAAGAUCAUUCACUUGAAAAUUCUGUAAGAAGUCAUUCAACAACAUUUGUAAAUAAUUUUGUUGCCUCACCACUUAGUAAGCAUUCAUAUUCAAAAGCUUCGGGAUCAGUUAUGCAACCGAAGUUGAUUCCGUAUAGUAAAAAAAGGAAAGUGUGUUAUGAUGUUGCUGUUAAGGGCCAAAAACCCAUAUCUAAUCUUCAGGUUAGGCAUCCAUGUGGAUAUGGUGUGCAAACAGAUGAAUACAAUGUUAUAACUGUAAAUCCAAGAACAACAGCAGAAAAUGUGAUAAUUACAGGAAAAAGAAGGUCUGGAAAGGAGCCGGAACCAAGCUUCAUGACAAGUAAGACAGGUGGAUUUAAGAAAUGGGGAAAGAAGUUUAUAACUUCCAAUCAGUUACAGGGUGCGAAGGAAAGAGCAAUAGGAAAGAAAAAAGAUAAAGGUAAAGAUAAAUACAUUUCAGAGGAGAGUACGGCACAACAAAAACAAUCAAAAGAGAAGAAUUGAGUCAUCACAACCAGAAAUGAAUUGAAGAUGCUAUUUAUCUCAUUUAUUAUUUUGAAUUUGAUGUAAUUUUGAUUUUAUUAGCAAUUAAGGUUAAUGAACCUGGUUUUUCUAUAUUAUGACAAAAGUGACAAUAUGUAUUUGGAUGCUUUGUUUCAAUAUCAGGUGACUAUUGCUCCAA
Mercurialis annua (annual mercury) is the source of this 3705-nucleotide messenger RNA. RefSeq lists its product as uncharacterized. Gene Ontology annotation, molecular function: zinc ion binding. NCBI's taxonomy places the organism in Eukaryota, Viridiplantae, Streptophyta, Magnoliopsida, Malpighiales, Euphorbiaceae. The record is from RefSeq and is a predicted model, not a curated record. Bases 96 to 3527 code for a protein of 1143 amino acids. The transcript is spliced from 6 exons.